Messenger RNA from Lentinula edodes (shiitake mushroom), 1229 nucleotides. RefSeq names its product ferritin-like domain-containing protein. NCBI's taxonomy places the organism in Eukaryota, Fungi, Basidiomycota, Agaricomycetes, Agaricales, Omphalotaceae. The record is from RefSeq and is a predicted model, not a curated record. The coding region runs from base 179 to 1144 and encodes 321 amino acids. The transcript has 5 exons.
CCGCAUUCUGCCUUAAUCUCGCCAUGGACUUUACUCUUUUUCUGUUUGUAUCUGUAUCUAUCCCACCUCUACCCCAAGCAACGGUCUCAACACGCAAAAUUUAACGACUGGGUCGACUUCGUUCAAGAUUGUUGAACAAAAUUGAAUCAAUCAUUCAUCUCUAAUUCACGAACUCUCCAUGACUCGACAACUAUUUAUGACCUUCAUACAAUUUGCGUUCGCAUUCGUCGUCGCCCAGCUCUUAUUCUUGGACAUCAGUGCUACGAACAGCUCAUCUGUAAGUGAGGCCGAGAUCCAAAUUCUAAACUGCGCUUUACACAUUGAGCACCUUGAGGAUGCCUUGUACAUUGAAGGACUAUCUCGCUUUUCCGUGCAAGACUUUGUUAAUAAUGGCCUGGAGCCUUGGAUGUACGGUCGUUUACAAGAAAUUCUCGAGCAUGAAGAAGCCCAUGUGGAGUUUUUGAAAAGCGUGGUGAGCGAGGCCGGUGGGAAACCAGUCGAGCGUUGUGUAUACGACUUCUCGUAUAGCGAUCCAAAAUCGUUCGUAGAACUGGCAUCAAAACUCGAAACCAUCGGGACUGCGGCUUAUCAUGGCGCUUCUGCAAUGCUUACGGACGAGCGAUACAUCUCUGCAAGUGGAGCUAUGUUCGCAAUUGAAGCUCGCCAUUCGGGUUGGAUUGAUUCCUCUGUACGAAAAGUGUCUGCCUGGAGCGGAGCUUUCGGAGUACCCCUCAACUGCGGCCAAGUGCUUACCCUCGUCUCACCCUUCAUCGAAUCUUGUCCAUUUCAAAAUUCCGAGAACUCUCUCCUGCCCGAGCCGUACCCUCCUCUCACCAUCUCCAACAGCGCACAUCCGAAUGAAAUCGCAUUGUUGACAUUUGCAUACCCAGAAAAUUAUACCUCCGAGGCAACCUCCGCCUCGUUGUCCGCUAACUUUCUCACUUCUAACGCCGGCAUGCUGUUUGCUCCAGUGAUUGUGCAGGAGGGCCAAGGACCUGCUCGGGUUAAGAUUCCAGAGAAUGUCCGUGGAGAUGUUUUCGUGGUCAUCACUACCACCGAUGCUGACCAUGGCACGGACAAAGCAAUUGUUGCAGGGCCUGCUCUGAUCAGGUUUGGUUUCGAUGCGGAAGGUAGAUUGGGAUGAGGACUGGCCCUGGCCAUGUAUCAUUGCAAUCAUUUUUGUAUCUGAAUCGCCAACUAUAACUAGCUCUUCACGCGAAUGUAACACU